Messenger RNA from Lichtheimia ornata, 351 nucleotides. RefSeq lists its product as uncharacterized. The coding region runs from base 1 to 351 and encodes 116 amino acids. The transcript has 2 exons. The record is from RefSeq and is a predicted model, not a curated record. Lineage: Eukaryota; Fungi; Mucoromycota; Mucoromycetes; Mucorales; Lichtheimiaceae.
AUGAGUCAAAGAGGAAGCAAGGAUAAUAAAGCUCAAGCGCCCGUUGACAUAACCAACCCCGCAUUUGCCUCUCGAUGUGGUAAACGUUUGCUCAAACGUGCUGCUGGUAACCGUGCCGUACCGAUCAAAGAAUUUGCGUACAACAGCGUGGAGCAUUCUCUCGGCAUCUUUUUUAAUCGGCCGCACUUCAUUGACCAAAUCAACAAAUGGCGGGAUCGUGCUGAUUCAGACAAUGUUUUGCAUGAUGUUUACGAUGGAAGAAUGUGGAAAGAGUGGAAGCAGUCUGGUUUCCUCGAUGACAAGCACGCGUUGUUGUUGACGUUAAAUGUGGAUUGGUUUCAGCCCUUUUGA